AUGGGAUUAAAGGGUGGACGGAGGCUGAGGGGGCCGGGCAGACGGGGGCUGCGCAUCGACUUUCCCGAACGGUUUAGGAUUCGGUCCGCUCACGGGGUGUGCCCCAUCGCAGCUGCGGCAGCAUCUCUCGGACCUGACCCAUCUGUGGCCAUCAGGGAGGCCGGGGAGCCGUUCUCCUCCACGGCCCUUCCGCCCCAGGCUCGCCUCGGCAGGGACUGCGGUAAACAGUUCGCAGUAAAAAUAGAUGGCGGGGUGAUCUCAGCUCUGCCUCUCCCCCCUCCCUCUCCAGGCGCGCGUACACCCCGCAAUGCUUGCAAACAACCGGAAGGUCGGUGUGUGUGGUGGGGCGGGAGGCGGGGUCGGGCCGCCGCUCUGCCUGGCGCGCAGGCGCAGCCCCGCUCUCAGCCCGUGCGCAGGCGCGGCACCGCCCCCGGCCGAGCCACGGGGGCGUGCCCGGUUCCCGCCAGCCCCUCCACGUCAAUCAGCCCUCCUUCUCCCACACUCGGCACCUUGUUGUUAAUCUCCAUCCGCAGCUCGCGCUGGGGUCGCCUCGUCUCUUUCCCCCGGUCUGAGGGCUCGGAACGUGGGCGGCGUGCGAGCGACAGAGAGCACCGGAAGGCGGCGGGCGCCGAGGCCGCGGCCUCAGUGAGCAGGCGAAGCCCAGCACCGCCGGGCCCAGGCCGGAGCCGCGGAGCCGAGCCCCGCGGAGCCGCCUCCGCGAGCCCCUGGAAGCGGGGCCGCCCCGCUGCGGCCUCUGCCUCGGCCCUCCCCACGGCCCGGCCCGGCCCGGCCCGGCCACCCCGCGCCCCCCCCGGCCGGUGCCUGUCCCCGCCGGCGGGCUGCCUGCAUGUCUUGGCUGCCCUCAGCCCCGCCGCCCCCGCCGUCCCCGCCGCCACCGCCGCGCCGCCUCCCCCGCUUGCCCCGCCGCCGCCGCCGCUGCCGCCGCCCGGAGCCCGGCGCGCUGAAUGCAGACUAACAGGGAUGCCAAAAGAAAAAUAUGAUCCCCCAGAUCCUCGCAGAAUUUACACCAUCAUGUCAGCAGAAGAGGUAGCCAACGGAAAGAAAUCUCACUGGACAGAAUUAGAAAUCUCUGGUAGAGUGCGGAGCCUAAGUCCAUCACUUUGGUCAUUGACGCACUUGACAGCUCUGCACCUAAAUGACAAUUAUCUUACUCGCAUUCCACCUGAUAUUGCCAAGCUUCAUAAUCUGGUUUACUUGGAUUUGUCAUCCAAUAAACUCAGAAGUUUACCAGCAGAACUAGGAAACAUGGUGUCUCUCAGGGAAUUGCUUUUAAAUAACAAUCUGUUACGGGUUUUGCCUUAUGAACUUGGUCGGCUCUUCCAGCUACAAACGUUAGGUUUGAAAGGCAAUCCUUUAUCACAGGAUAUUCUCAGCUUAUACCAGGACCCAGAUGGAACCCGAAAGCUACUGAACUACAUGCUUGACAAUCUAGCAGUUCAUCCAGAGCAGCUUCCUCCGAGGCCAUGGAUUACACUAAAAGAACGAGACCAAAUUCUACCCUCAGCAUCAUUCACGGUUAUGUGCUAUAAUGUGCUCUGUGAUAAGUACGCCACCCGGCAGCUCUAUGGCUACUGCCCAUCCUGGGCAUUAAACUGGGAAUACAGGAAAAAGGGGAUUAUGGAAGAGAUUGUUAACUGGGAUGCAGAUAUCAUUAGUCUUCAGGAAGUGGAAACAGAGCAAUACUUCACCCUCUUUCUGCCGGCAUUAAAGGAGCGUGGAUAUGAUGGAUUUUUUUCUCCAAAGUCACGUGCCAAAAUCAUGUCUGAGCAGGAGAGAAAACAUGUGGACGGUUGUGCAAUAUUCUUCAAAACAGAAAAAUUUACAUUGGUGCAGAAACACACGGUGGAAUUUAACCAGGUGGCCAUGGCGAAUUCCGAUGGAUCAGAAGCCAUGCUGAACAGAGUCAUGACGAAGGAUAACAUUGGCGUUGCUGUGGUUUUAGAGGUCCACAAAGAAUUGUUUGGAGCAGGUAUGAAACCUAUUCAUGCUGUAGAAAAACAGCUACUUAUUGUGGCAAAUGCCCAUAUGCAUUGGGAUCCAGAAUAUUCUGAUGUGAAACUCAUUCAAACUAUGAUGUUUGUCUCAGAAGUAAAAAACAUCUUGGAGAAAGCCUCUAGUAGGCCUGGUAGCCCAUCUACAGAUCCUAAUUCCAUCCCGCUGGUGCUAUGUGCGGAUCUUAACUCAUUGCCGGAUUCAGGUGUCGUGGAAUACCUGAGCAGUGGAGGAGUGGCUGAUAACCAUAAGGAUUUUAAGGAAUUGCGCUAUAAUGAGUGUCUCAUGAACUUCAGCUGCAGUGGGAAAAAUGGUACCUCAGAAGGAAGAAUCACGCAUGGCUUCCAGCUCCAGAGCGCCUAUGAAAAUAACUUGAUGCCUUACACAAAUUAUACCUUUGACUUCAAAGGUGUGAUUGACUACAUUUUCUAUUCCAAGACUCAUAUGAACGUGCUUGGUGUCCUGGGGCCUUUAGAUCCUCAGUGGCUGGUUGAGAACAACAUCACUGGGUGUCCACACCCACACAUCCCUUCAGACCACUUCUCACUGUUAACACAACUUGAACUCCACCCUCCACUCCUGCCUCUCGUCAAUGGUGUUCACUUGCCCAGUAGGAGGUAGUGGAGUCCAGCCCCGCCGAGGCGGGAUCUGUUGCUAUGGACCUGUACAGUUGUAAAUCAAAGUAUGUAGGAGUGAAGUAUGGCCAUCCUUAAGCUGCUUCUUCAGGCUCCUUUCAUUCUGUGUUUGCUGUAAGAUUGUGCACAUUUUGGUGCAUCUUGGUAUCAUUUGGCACUAGGGCUGGAACCAAAGUAUUGCUCCCUUUCCGUGUUUUUAAUUUAGUGUGUUUUAAAUAUUGGACCUGUUUCUUAUUCAGAGUUAGCUUUGGUAGUGGAGAAAUGAUCAGUUGAAGGUCCAACAAUAUGUAUUUAUUGCUCCAAGACGCAUUUUCUGCCUAAUUAUAUAAAAAUGAGCUAUCCAUCUUUUAAAAUAAAAUGUUUUCUUUUAAUUACAUUAAGAAAAUUUAAAAAUUGAACAGUUUAUCUUGCAAGGAAAUGCUUGUUCUCCUUUACUACAAACUGGUUUGCCUCUCCAGAUCACACUGCACAUUAGUAAAUCAUACAUCCAUGAAUACAUCUCUGUAUGUGUGUAUGUAUCUAUGUGUAUCACUGUAGAUCUAUACACACAUAUACACGCUUUGGAAAUAAAGCGCCUAAUAGUACAGUGUUUUGUUGGGCAAACAUUCUCACAUUUUGGGAGGAACACAAACAAGACCCAGAUCCCCUUAUCAGUUCUGUAUUUGUAGAUCUUAGGUUAUUGGUGAGACCUUGAAGAGCUGUCUCUCCACCUUAUUACUGGGAAAACAGUGGGAAAUACACAUUGCCAUAUAGCUUGAAAUUUGAUCUAUUUGAAGAUGGAGUGCAUACUUCUAUAGAUGGCUAUUUUUGUCAAGUCCCCUCCAGUUGCUUUCCUCCUUGCUUUGCUUCAUAGUAGACCUUGAAUAACAAAAGUGUUGCCAAUUGACCUAUAGGUCAUCUCCCUGACGUAGCCAGAGACCCCAGGUUCAAGAGGAGACAGGAUACAGUCACAGGAAUGCUAGGCAUGUCCCAGGGUGUGUAUAUAAUAAUGCAGUAGCUGCCAGGUGACCUCUUGGGUUAAGAAGGAUUUGGGGAGAUUUUCAACAGGGAGUAAGUAGCUCAAUACCAUUCCUUGGAUUAUUUUUCCUGACCCUAGCUGCCAAAUAGCCAUCAUAUGCUUUUACUCCUUGUUUCUGUUCUCUUGUCAGGGUUGAAUUAAGAAGCUGCUGGUUCAUUCCCAACUAUUGAUGCUCUUUAAAUGUGUUAUUUUAUGCCCAGACGGGGCCAGUGCAAAAAACCUGUGCCUCAGGAGGCAGUAAACAUAAUGCAAUUUUCUGGGGGUGGGGGGGCGGAAAUUAGUUGGCUGCUUGAUGUUAAUUAUGGCACAGUAAUAGGAAAAGGUCGUGUCUGUGUUUUUAAGUUUUUCUUUAUUCUGCUUUUUUGCUGCUAUAAGAGUUUCCUGAAAUUUAUAUUUUAAACUUUUCAUGCACUUUACUGUUUCUAGUCUCAAAAUGUGAUAUUUUUAUUAAACAGAAAAAUUUCCAUUAUGUGAGUGAAACUUUAAAAUAGCCUAUAUUUGUCUCUCCGUAUACAAACACACAAGUCAAUUUAAAUUAAUUGGUUUUAAAUAUAUACAAUUUAUUUCUUCCAGAUCUGAUCUCUUAGGCUGUUUUAUUAGUCUUGAAAUGAUGCAUUUCCUUUGUUUUAUAGUAAUUUCAUCCAUAGUAAAUUAAUCAGGCUACAUAAAAUAUUAUUCCCUGAUGGGUUUAUUUUUGUGGGAGGAGGGUUGGUGGGAUUAUGUGAUGUCAUCUGUGGGAUUGCAUUGGAUGGUUUUACUGAAGUCUAAACUCCCCUUUCAAAAGUGCCUAGUGAUAGAGGCGUUGUCUGUCAUCUAUUAAAAUUGGACAUCAUUGUAGUUGAGUGAAGUUUGAUGUAAAUAAAAUAUUAUUUUAAAAACGUUAUAGCACCAAAAAAAAAACCUUAAGAUAACAGAUUUUCCAGGUAUCCCUUCUUAUAUACCUCAAGCAUUCAACAUCUUAGCCAUGCAGAUAAUUUGAGAGUAACUAAAGUAUAGUACUGGAAAGUAGAAUAGCAUGAAAAACUUAAUUUUGUGGACAUUGCCUUUUUAAUCAGCUCCUGUAUCUCGUACUUUGUUUUGGGUGGCUUUUCUGCUCGGGAGGUAUGCACUAACAAAACAUUUUCCUCCUUUCAUAUACGCAUGUUAAUUAGCAGUGUGAGCAAUAUUUCCUACCAUACUUCACUCCCAAUAUUUUUGAGAUGUUUGUAUAAAAUGGAAUUUAUCGUUCACCUAUGAUUGUAUAUGAACCACAGAGGAGCCCAUUUAUUAAUAAUAAACUUUUUUAAUAGUUAAAUGUUAUGGGGAAAAUAAUAAAAAAAACUGGGAAACAUUGUAAACA
Molecule: messenger RNA, 5005 nt
Organism: Trichosurus vulpecula (common brushtail)
Lineage: Eukaryota; Metazoa; Chordata; Mammalia; Diprotodontia; Phalangeridae
Gene: CNOT6L
Product: CCR4-NOT transcription complex subunit 6 like
Exons: 13
Coding region: 1-2634 (877 amino acids)
Biological process (GO): nuclear-transcribed mRNA poly(A) tail shortening
Cellular component (GO): cytoplasm; CCR4-NOT complex; nucleus
Molecular function (GO): poly(A)-specific ribonuclease activity; protein binding
Source: RefSeq, a predicted model, not a curated record